Syngnathoides biaculeatus (alligator pipefish) is the source of this 1912-nucleotide messenger RNA. RefSeq names its product putative methyltransferase DDB_G0268948. NCBI's taxonomy places the organism in Eukaryota, Metazoa, Chordata, Actinopteri, Syngnathiformes, Syngnathidae. Bases 801 to 1634 code for a protein of 277 amino acids. The transcript is spliced from 7 exons. The record is from RefSeq and is a predicted model, not a curated record. Gene Ontology annotation, molecular function: S-adenosylmethionine-dependent methyltransferase activity.
AACUAUAUUUUCUUUACAGUUCUCAUUUUCUGUUGCUGUAUGUGAUGAUUUUGAGAUGCAUUGAAGUCAGCUAUUCAAUUUUAGUUCAAUACUACUGGAUAUUUAUCAUCCAUUUCUAUGAAGUAUAUAUCAACACAGAGGCUUCCUGUUCAAUUAAAUGGGCUGAAUAUGCUCUGCAAAAUUGGAUGGUCAACAGGUCAUUAUCUCCACUCUCCCUUGAGAACAAUUACUAGCUCAGUGCUCUCACGGGGCCCCACUCAACAAUAACAAACAUGUUUUUCAGUCCGACAAAUUGUUGAGCUGAAUGAACAACCUACCACGGCAAUGAUAAACAAUAUUUAGCCGAUGGCUCGGAAGGAGACAGAUAACUGACGCUGAGUUAGCUCAGAUGUUCAAGGCUUUUUGUGACAUUUUUGUAGAAAAAUGCCUUGAACAUCUGGAGGGUAUAGUUGUAUAUCAAAAAUGUAAAAAGCCAUCUUCCAUAAUACUGUAUGCCACCUUCAACUUAAUUCAAAGUUACAAAUACACACACACACACACUCACACACACACACACACACACAAAGAUGCUUUCCUUUUAAAAGUGCUCAUUGUUAAACAUGCCAUGUACUCAGAGACAUAAUGGGGCCCCGCAUCUUACAAUAAGCCCACUGUUUCCCCCUUUGAAUGUGUGUGUCCGUGCAAGCGUGUGUGUGUGCCUGUGUGUAACCUGAAAGUUGUGUGUGGUCAGACAUUUUUCUUACAGCUCCGAUGAGAAAGUAGGCACUCAAUUUAGAGGAUUUAGCCUCUCUCUGCUUGCUAUGGCUCACCGCUUGUUUGAAGGCAAAGAGCAUGCGGCCUCGUAUUGGAAGUACAGGAUUUCUCCAUCGGAUCACCUGAUUCAGAAUGUGAUUACAUUUGUGGAAAAACAGAAAGGUGGGCCCUUUUCGCUAGCCGUGGAUGUGGGCUGUGGCUCGGGGCAAGGUACGCUGAUGCUUGCCAAACAUUUUACUUCCGUGGUGGGCACGGAUGUAAGUCCUGCUCAGCUGGAAAUGGCUUUGCAGUCCGCUCAAGAGCCAAACGUCACGUACAGACAAUGUGUGGCUGAGGACCUGCCAUUCGCUGACAGCUCAGUGGACCUGAUAACAGCCAUGUCGGCCUUCCACUGGUUUGACAGAGCACGCUUUCUUCAGGAAGUCCACAGGGUCCUGAAGCCUCGCGGCUGCUUGGCUCUGCUCAACUACAGUCUUGAAAUGGAACUGGACUACUCGGGCUGCUGCCUGCAGUCACUCAACCAAGUGUGCAAAGAGUUCUAUGCAGCUUUGCAUCCAUACCGCAGUCCUCACCUUGGACCAAGUUCUAUUGAGUUGUACCGGGAGGCCUACAAGUCCAUACCUUAUACUGACAAAGAGUGGCAUGAGAGUGUGUGGGUGAAGAGGCCGAUGCCUCUGUGCAACUACAUUGGAUUAGUGGAAUCUUUCUCCAGCUAUCAGGCUUUGCUGAGGGAAGACCCUGAGAAGGCUGCCAGGCUUUCACAGGACAUCUGCCAAAGGUUUAUGUCCAUCAUGAAGGUGACAUCUGCAGAAACAGAAGUAGUGGUGGGUGUCAAUUAUUUCUACCUGCUGGCUAGCAAAAAUGACCCAGAUGACAUGUAGAAAAAGUGGAAUGAAAAUGGGAUGUGUCCUGUACUGACAAUGUACAAUGUGCUGUGUUUUAGCAACAUUAGACAUUUUAUUUUUUUGGGGAAUAGCUUGUUAUUUUUGGACAAAUAAAUGAUUAGACCAGUUUGAAGAGUGUAAUAAUCAGUUAUUUACGUUUUGAUUAAAAAAAAAUCACCAUCUUGGGAAAUUAUAAUAGUGCAUGGGAAACAAUCCAAAUCGUAUUUAGCAUAGACAUUACGUAUGAAUUGGCCUCGUGUCUUUAAUGAAUGUGU